Notodromas monacha is the source of this 1041-nucleotide messenger RNA. NCBI's taxonomy places the organism in Eukaryota, Metazoa, Arthropoda, Ostracoda, Podocopida, Cyprididae. The record is from the annotation of a GenBank genome assembly.
AUGUCUCUACCGGUUUUACCGUCGAAGCAGAAAGAAAUAUAUAAAUACGAGGCACCAUGGCCUCUGUACAGCAUGAAUUGGUCAGUGCGGCCAGACAAACGAUUUCGUUUGGCUCUCGGGUCGUUCUUGGAAGAAUACAACAACAAAAUCCAAAUUGUCAGUUUGGACGAAGAAACUUCCGAGUUUUCCCCGAAAUCAAGCUUCGAACAUCCCUAUCCUACUACGAAGAUAAUGUGGAUUCCGGAUAAUAAAGGUCUCUAUCCUGAUCUCUUGGCUACUAGUGGAGACUACCUUCGGGUAUGGCGUGCGGGUGAACCUGACACUCGAUUGGAAUGCUUGCUGAAUAAUAAUAAAAACAGUGACUUUUGCGCUCCCUUGACAUCAUUCGACUGGAACGAAGUCGAUCCGAAUCUGCUUGGAACAUCUAGUAUCGAUACUACGUGUACUAUCUGGGGAUUGGAGACAGGUCAACCGCUUGGACAAACUCGUCACGUUAAUGGGCAUGUGAAAACGCAGCUGAUCGCUCAUGACAAAGAAGUCUACGAUAUUGCUUUUUCUCGAGCUGGUGGUGGUCGAGACAUGUUUGCUUCCGUGGGGGCGGACGGAAGCGUCCGAAUGUUUGAUUUACGUCAUCUUGAGCAUUCAACAAUUAUUUAUGAGGAUCCUGGACACACACCUUUGCUUCGUCUGGCUUGGAACAAACAAGACCCUAAUUAUCUCGCAACUAUUGCCAUGGAUGCGUGCGAAGUGGUAAUUUUAGAUGUAAGAGUUCCAUGCACUCCUGUCGCAAGGCUAAGCAAUCAUAGAGCGUGUGUGAAUGGAAUCGCUUGGGCUCCACACUCUCCGUGUCACAUAUGCACAGCUGGUGACGAUCAUCAAGCUCUAAUAUGGGACAUCCAACAGAUGCCAAGGGCGGUGGAAGAUCCAAUUCUGGCUUAUACUGCAGCGGAAGGCGAGAUCAACCAAAUCCAAUGGGGUACUACGCAGCCGGACUGGAUUGCUAUUUGUUACAAUCGAUGCUUGGAAAUAUUGCGAGUUUGA